AUUCUCUACUUUUUCAUUCCUAACUCUGUUGAUCUUUUCCUUUAAACAAAAUUUUAAUCAAAAAACAAACAUGGGGAAGAUCACUGUGUUUGCACUGGACAGUUGUCCGUUUUGUAAGAAAGCAAAGGAGCUAUUGACAAGCAAGGGAGUGAGUUUUGAUGUCAUCUCUCUAACUCAGCAGCCUGAAUGGAGGCCUCUGAUGUAUUUGCUUACCUUAUUUUCUACCCGUAUGGUACUUCAAAUUAAGUUUCAUAUACCAUUGGAUUCCUUGUUAAAAAGCGCUUCUAUCUAUAAUUAUGCUGUAGAGCUGGUAAUCUCCAACCAGCUACAUUUUCCAUAUAAAAGUCCCAGGCAUACUUGUCCACCACAUAAAGCAUAAAUGAAGCCAUAAUUGACCACAUAACUUCCGGGGUCGAACUCAACGCAAAUAGACUUUUACUGGUAGUUGCUUUACUAAUGCUCAAAAGUAAACAACCAUCACAUGUUAUAAGACAGCUAGUGUGCCCAAUAGUAUUAUGAGAUUGUUCUGGUAGAGAGAUCUACAUGGUGGGUGCCGGAGGGGAGAAAGGUCGCGAGGGAGGAGAGGAGAAGCUGUACUGCCAGGUUACCAUAGAGGAUAAAGUUACACUGUUUCUGGACGGCCCUGACAAGUUUCCGACUGGUUUAAAAGACAAUGACGACUAUAAGAAGUUUGGGUAUGGCUACCAUCUGGGAGGAGCGCCAUGGAUUGUCGGCCAGGUCAAAGGUACUGUGGUUGCUAUGGAGACACAGCCUGGCAUUCUAAAAGAGAGUCAGAUAUCCCUCAUCGAGGAACUUUGAGAUAAAAUUCAGAGUGAUUUUAGCAAUUAACUGCAUGACAAGCAGUUAAGACAAGAAUAAUUAUAGUUUAUAUGUAGCUUAGUACAUUUUUAUUACAAUUUUUGUGAAUGCAAAAGCAGAUCAAUUAAAAACAAC
Halichondria panicea is the source of this 954-nucleotide messenger RNA. RefSeq lists its product as uncharacterized. The transcript has 4 exons. The record is from RefSeq and is a predicted model, not a curated record. Bases 544 to 819 code for a protein of 91 amino acids. NCBI's taxonomy places the organism in Eukaryota, Metazoa, Porifera, Demospongiae, Suberitida, Halichondriidae.